Messenger RNA from Microdochium trichocladiopsis, 1590 nucleotides. RefSeq lists its product as uncharacterized. NCBI's taxonomy places the organism in Eukaryota, Fungi, Ascomycota, Sordariomycetes, Xylariales, Microdochiaceae. The record is from RefSeq and is a predicted model, not a curated record. The transcript has a single exon. The coding region runs from base 1 to 1590 and encodes 529 amino acids.
AUGUUUGUCACUGACGCCUGCUUAGCAUCUGAUCUUGUGUUCCCGAAUGUCGGGAUCACAACUACAAUCAGGCCGUCUAAGAAUACAACAAGACACAACAGAAGACUGGAACGUGAAAGAGCCGAAGCCUCGUCUUUUUUCCCGAUACAGCUGAAUGAGCCCACAACUAAUAUCGUAUCGAAUGAAAAGACCUCAGUAGUGGAUGCCCAAGCAGACCUGUUUCCAAAACCGGGAAUGUCCGGGAUAUUCCCAUUUGAUCACGAAAAGGAGAAAAUGGUUCACAGACACAUCCAAGAACAGAGCCACCCCAUUGAACUCGAAGACAUCAAUUACGCCCAGCCUCUUGAGGAACCAGCGACUCAAAAGACUGGAGCUUCAAGAUCGUUAAUGAGUCUACACAGGGUGAGGUCGAGUAGUCUCAGCACAACGGAGCAUACUGCUGCAUCAUAUGGAGACGAAAUGUUUGAUAUGUACAGGGAGACGCUCUUCGCCACGGGUGUGUUUCGUAACACUGGCAUUGACAUCAUUGCAGACGGCAUGGUGUGCUCUGCGGAGUCUCAUCCAGAUGAAACUGAUGUAUAUGCACGUCGACUCGAAGGUCUGAGGAGUGAAGGAGCCCGGCCCACUUCCUGUUCACGAACGACUCUAGCGACCGGUGAAGCACCAUUACAAUCUACCAAUGUUCAUGUCUCUGGAGUCGCCUGCAGCCCAUUUCCAGGUCCGUCUCCGUCUGCCGAGCAGAGUCGGACACAGGAUAUGAUCACGACGCAACACACCGAGACAAAGCCUCCCAUGCACUACGUUACUCAUCAUAUCAAUCAACAAGACUGUGUCAAGCUGGGUGAUGCGGGCCGGAGCUCAGAUAAAUCCUGUGUAAAUCCUGUUGAACGAUCGAAAGAGUUGUGCGCACAUCUGAGCCUUCAGCAAGCUUCACCCGCUGGAGAUCAGCACGAACAACAAGACGGAGAUAGGGGGAAGGAGGCGAUACAUGAGCUGGAUUUAGACUGCCAGUACAGAGACACAGGGGAAUCACUCUAUGGGACCGUAGAUCCAUCUCAACAGACACCCCCCUUAUUGAGUAGCUGCUCGGGAGGGCAUCCUCACUCACAGCACCAUCGCCACUCUCCAAGCCCCAGACCAUGUUGCGAUGGCCACCAUGCAAUAGCACAAAGCCAGGAGGCAGCAAGUGAUGUCGUACCAUUGCCCCAGAUCCCGAGCUCCGGGUUGACUCAUAUGGCAUGUUUGCCAUCCUUGCCACGUCAUUGUCAGCGCGACACAAUCGAUACUCUUUCACGAGAAAUUUGUGAUGACACACAGCUGCAGCAGUACAACGCAGGUCGACCCGCGUAUGGAAGCGACGAGAACCGGAGGAGCGCGCCCAAUAGCUUGCAUUACCAUAUUCACAGCCACUCACCCGAGGACGGCGUCAACGCUAUGCAAGACGAAGACAUCAUGGGUCACUCAGAUUUGCGCGCCGUCUUCGACGAGUCGGCCUAUAACAAUGCAGCAGAGGGCUGGUUCUCGAAUGACAGAAUGGAGUAUCAGGAUAUGCUUGAUUUUUGGAGACCAAAUAGCUUUAGGACCAUGUGA